Molecule: messenger RNA, 1169 nt
Organism: Arachis stenosperma
Lineage: Eukaryota; Viridiplantae; Streptophyta; Magnoliopsida; Fabales; Fabaceae
Product: two-pore potassium channel 3-like
Exons: 2
Coding region: 1-1146 (381 amino acids)
Biological process (GO): stabilization of membrane potential; potassium ion transmembrane transport
Cellular component (GO): membrane
Molecular function (GO): potassium ion leak channel activity
Source: RefSeq, a predicted model, not a curated record
AUGUUGUCUUCACUAUGCAUGAGUCCCUUCUCCAGCAAAGGAGAAGAAGCACAUUCACCACCAAGCACACAAACAUCACACCAUGAACUGUGUCUCCAUGAUCAUGUUCUUGCUGCUCCAUCACUGAGCCAAUCCACAUCUCCUUAUAUAAACCUCUUAGAAAACUUGAGCAUCUCAAAAAGGAUGACUGCACAUCGCUCACGUUCUGCACCGGCCGUACUAUUCACCAACACUGGCAUAGACUUUCAUGAGCCCUCUGAACCUAGACCUAUACAAAAUUCAUCAACCUUAAUGGUAAGGGUAUCUUUCGUCUCUGUAUUCUUGUAUUUGGCAAUUGGUGUUGCAGUGUACAUGAUAAAUGGGAGUUUCAAGGGUACCACCACACUUAAGCUUAUAGAUGCUAUUUACUUCACGGUAGUAACUCUAAGCACAAUUGGAUUUGGAGAUAUUGUUCCUGAUGCAACAUCUACCAAGAUCUUUACCUGUGGUUUCAUUUUGGUUGGUUUUGGACUUACUGGUUUUCUCCUCAGCAGCUUGGUUGAAUACAUCUGUGAUACUCAAGAAGCAUUCACAUUGAGCAUGAUGGAUGAGAAUAGAUAUAAGAGAAUUCUCUGGACUUACAUAGUUGAUGAAGAGAAAGGAAGAAUGCGAAUCCGGACAAAAGUUUCUUUAGCUUUGGUUGUUGUCAUUGGCUGCAUCGCAACAGGAGCAGUCACCGCUCACUUUCUAGAGGGUAUGAAUUGGAUAGACAGUUUCUAUCUCUCCAUUACGUCUGUUACGACAGUUGGUUAUGGCGAUUAUGCUUUCAAAACUGUAACCGGAAGAUGCUUUGCAAUUAUCUGGCUUUUGGUAAGUACAUUGGCAGUUGCUAGGGCCUUUCUGUACCUAACUGAUUAUAGCAUGCACAAGAGGAAACGUAAGGUGGCAAAAUUGGUUCUUCAUAAGAAGAUAACUAUGUCAGAUUUAGUAGCUGCAGACCUUGAUAAUGAUGGAUCAAUAAGCAAGUCCGAAUUUCUUAUCUACAAGCUCAAGGAAAUGGGAAAAAUAACUGAGACUGACAUUCUGCAAAUAAGCAAACAAUUUGAUUCCUUGGGUUGUGGCAUCUAUGGCAAGAUUAGUGUUGCUGACCUUAUGGUAAAUGUCUAAUUCAAAUAUUUACUUGGGUUGUU